Messenger RNA from Cottoperca gobio, 2293 nucleotides. RefSeq names its product zDHHC palmitoyltransferase 16b (gene zdhhc16b). Gene Ontology annotation, molecular function: palmitoyltransferase activity. NCBI's taxonomy places the organism in Eukaryota, Metazoa, Chordata, Actinopteri, Perciformes, Bovichtidae. The coding region runs from base 382 to 1482 and encodes 366 amino acids. The transcript is spliced from 10 exons. The record is from RefSeq and is a predicted model, not a curated record.
CGAGGUCCCACUUCAUAUUUCUUCCGGGUAGUGAAACCCUUUUGUAGGAACCUUUUGUUGUUUAACGGGCUGCUUGGAGCAAACUAACCAAAACUAAUUUACAAUUUGUGGAAUAGUAGUUGACCCCCAUUGCUACAUUUACCCAACCAAAUUAAAAAAAAACUAUUUUCUAGUGACCAGUUAAGCCGGAAUACGUGUGUCCGCUUGCUACCGUUGAGUGACACUUCGCAUGCUUCGCCGCUACCUUGCUGUGUGUCUGCUGCAGUCAGUGGAGACAUGGCUAACCGUUUAGCAUGAUCAUGACCUCAAUGUAGUGCUGCAGGUGUGUCUGCCCACUUCACCUGACCAGGCAGAGUGUGUAGGAGAGGUGGUGGCGGUGGCAUGCGUAUGGGCAGCAGCUGGCGGUGGCAGCUUUCCCGUGCCAUGAGACUAGCGCUGCGCUGGUGCCGGCUGUGCCGCCCUCAGAGAGGAGGACGAUGCGGUGGAUCCAAGCCGUGGAUCAGCGGCAGGUGUUUUGAGGUGUGGAGCUACAGCAAGAUGCUGCUCAAGUCACUGUACUUCAACAGCCUCACCAACGCUGACACUCUGCUGGACUGUGCCUUUGAACCAGUCUACUGGAUUGUGGAUAAUGUGACCCGCUGGUUCGGAGUGGUGUUUGUCUGUCUCGUCGUACUGCUGAUAACCUCAGUUGUGGUCAUCAUCUACCUGUUCGUCCUACCCACAAUCCUCAGCACUUACCCUUUGCACUGGAUCGUCUGGCACCUCUGCUACGGCCACUGGCUUCUUAUCAUGGUGGUCUUCCAUUACUACAAGGCCACCAGCACCUCCCCAGGACACCCACCCAAGGACAAAACUCAGAUUCCUUCUGUGUCCAUCUGUAAGAAAUGCAUCGCUCCAAAACCGCCACGGACGCAUCACUGCAGCAUCUGCAACCUGUGUGUUUUGAAGAUGGACCACCACUGUCCCUGGUUGAAUAACUGCGUCGGCCAUUUCAACCACCGCUACUUCUUCUCCUUCUGCCUGUACAUGACCCUGGGCUGCAUCUACUGCAGCAUCAGCAGCAAGACCUUGUUUCUGGAGGCCUACGAUGCGAUAGAGAGAAACUAUCAGACGCCUCCUCCAACCGAAGUCUACGAAGAGUCCACCGCUCACAAGAGCAUCAUCUUCCUCUGGGUGCUGACCAGCUCGGUGGCAGUAGCUCUGGGAGGACUCAGCCUUUGGCACAUGAUCCUCAUCAGCAGAGGAGAGACCAGCGUGGAGCGACACAUCAACCACAAAGAGACCAGGAGACUGAAGGAGCAGGGAAAGGUGUUCAAAAAUCCAUAUCAUCACGGUCCAAUUAACAACUGGAGGUUGCUGUUGGGUGUGGACAAACGGAGUCACUGGUUCACGCGGGUCCUUCUACCCUCCAGCCAUCUUCCCAGCGGGGACGGCAUCAUGUGGGAGUUCACCUUCACCCGAAGAGACCCCAUGGCCAUCUAACUUUGAACCAUUUACGAGCAGCAUGACUAAUGCGACAAAGAGGAGGAACUCCUGCUGCUACAAUCACGUGGAAAUAACCUUUUCCACCGGCCGACGUCUCCCUGCGUCUGCAGCGCUGUUGGCUCAUCAGACUCGUGAGCGGUGCUGCUGGCCAGCGUUGUCGCAGAGCACAAACAUUCCUCCACAUCUGUAAAGACGUUUUGUGCAUCUCUCGGGUGUGAUAUAGACGGAUGGAGAUGCAGUUACGGCAUAUUAAAGGUGCAGUUACGGCAUAUUAAAGGUGCUAUGAUUUUCAAUCAUUAAUGCAGCACAUUGUAAACUUGAUUGGUAGCAGUCGUCUUAUUUCAGUUUUCAUGCGUCAGCAUUGACAUGACAUCAUUAAUAAACUUCCUGUUAAGUCUCAAAAUAAUCUUUAUGUAUCUGAUAACAUACUUUCAUUUUGUUCUAUAAAUGUCCUGUGAUUUAUUUGUCAUUUGCAAAAAGUGUUUUGAAGGUUUACUACUCUGCAUGUUUACACCUGCGAUGUUUCGUUGUUCUGUGAGGGGGGGGGGUGAGGUGAGGGGGGGGAAUAAACGCUCAGCAUCGUUUGUUUAACACCGAUGAAGAACUCGUCUGCCUUUAAACAAGUGAAUCCGGCACUUUGAAAUUAAACUCCAGAUGUUUCACCCCGACGUGUUUGUACCGAUGACUUGAUGGACGUGUAGUUGCCAUAGAAACAUGACGUACAGCUGUGACAUCAUGUGUAACCAAUGGGAGCUGUGCUCCAGUUUCAUUUGUGUCUUUUUUUUAAAAUAAAACCUUGUUUGAUAUU